This is a messenger RNA of Spea bombifrons (plains spadefoot toad), 2391 nucleotides long. It is a transcript of the gene DDX51, whose product is annotated as DEAD-box helicase 51. The record is from RefSeq and is a predicted model, not a curated record. Lineage: Eukaryota; Metazoa; Chordata; Amphibia; Anura; Pelobatidae. Bases 98 to 2092 code for a protein of 664 amino acids. Gene Ontology annotation, cellular component: nucleus. Gene Ontology annotation, molecular function: ATP binding; nucleic acid binding. The transcript has 15 exons.
AUGCUAAUGAUGUCAUCAAGUCGCGACACUCCAUGCUGUGUCUUGCUGUGAACCGUAGAAAAGUUGCAGUUUGUUGGAUUUAGCUGUGAAAACCGGAAUGUCGCUGUUUGUCAUCAACAGGUAUCUUGGAGAUGAGGUAGAUUCAUCAGAAGACCGCUCCAAAGCAUUGCUGGAAAAACUGCGUGAGCAAGCCAAGAGCAGACAGCUACAACUACAGAAAGAACACCAAAAAGCUAAAGAAGACCACAAAUUCAGCCCCAUCAUAACAGAAAGUGACCUUACAACAGUCACCACACCUAGUGAUAAUGGAACAGAAACAGAGACACCCAGAAAAGCUAAGAAAAGAAAGAAGAAACUCGAUGGAGAGGGGACUGCAGGCGAGGAAAGCCAACAACCAGAGCAAAUGCAGGAAGAAGUAGAGCACACUGGAGAAGUAAAAAGAAAAAAACGGAAGAAGAAGGAUCACAAUAAAGAAGAAACAGAAGAACUAAAGGACAGAGAAUCCAAACAGAGUGAGGAAAGCCAGGAAGAAGAGACAGCAAAGCCAAGCGUAGAUACCACAGAACCCAGAGAUAUCCUUCUUGGAGACUUUGAGACUAAAACUGUACAGAAGGUACAACCGGUACUGCCCCAUUGGUUGUCACAACCUAAUCUUGUCCACAAAGAUAUCAAACAGAAUUUAGUUCGCAUCCAAGAUGUUCCUGGUUUACAUCCCAAAAUUCUGAAAAAGCUGGAGACCAACAAAGUUACAUCUUUUUUCCCAGUUCAGGCUGAAGUUAUACCUGCCAUCUUGGAAAGCACAUCCAAUGGCUUCCUUCUGGGCAGAGGUGGUUAUAGACCCAGUGACAUGUGCGUGUCUGCGCCCACAGGUAGUGGAAAGACUUUGGCGUUUGUCAUCCCCAUAGUGCAGGCUCUCUUACAGCGUGUAGUGUGUGAGGUGAGGGCACUUGUUGUGUUGCCCACCAAAGAGCUGGCCCAGCAGGUCUGUAAGGUUUUCAACACAUAUGUGGAUGGAACAGGAUUGAAAGUUGUCAUGUUGACUGGUCAGAAAUCCUUUCCUAAAGAGCAAGAAUCUCUGGUGCAGAGGACUGUAUCUGGGUUCUGCAGCUUAGCAGAUAUACUUGUGUCCACCCCAGGACGACUGGUUGAUCACAUUCAGCAAACAGAAGGAUUUAACCUGAGACAUCUACGCUUUUUGGUCAUUGAUGAAGCAGACAGAAUGAUUGACAGCAUGAAUCAGGACUGGCUCCAUCAUGUGACCAAGGCUGUUUUCCUGAUGGAACCGAGCGCUCCCAAUAUGCUGUUUUCCAGGAAGGAACCUGGGACCCAAACAGCAGCCAGCUCUUGUCAUUGUCAAAUACCUCUGCAGAAGCUGCUUUUUUCAGCCACACUGACCCAGAAUCCAGAGAAACUGCAGCAGUUAGGCUUGUACCAGCCACGGCUUUUCACCUCUGUUCACAAGGGACAGAGCAAAGACCUUCCUGAAGCGAGCAGCAAAACCGGAAACUAUUCCCUUCCAGAGGGGCUUACGCAAUAUUACAUCCCUUGCAACCUGAAUAGCAAGCCUUUAAUCCUCCUACACUUUCUGCUCACCUUACGUUUCUCCCGUGUCCUCUGCUUCACCAACUCCAGAGAAGCCUCCCACCGUUUGUUCUUGCUCAUAAAAAGCUUUGGCGGGAUCAAUGUGGCUGAGUUUUCUUCCCGCCUCAGCCCGGGUGAGAGGAAGAGGACUUUGAAGGAGUUUGAGCAGGGAAAGUUUCAGCUGCUGAUCAGCACAGAUGCAACCGCAAGAGGAAUCGAUGUCAAGGGUGUGAAGUGUAUCAUUAAUUAUGAUGCUCCCCAGUUUAUUCGUACAUAUAUUCACAGGGUUGGGAGGACAGCCCGUGCAGGAACAGCUGGUUUGGCAUUUACAAUGCUUCUGAAGGUCCAGGAGCAAAAAUAUUUCAAUAUGAUGCGAGACGCUGGUGCACCGGAGCUGCAGAAACAGUUGGUGAAAAGUGAGAACCUGAAGCAGUAUGUGGAGCGAUACGAGGAAGCUCUAACUCAGCUACAGAAAGCCAUCCAGGAUGAGCGAGCCCAGAAGCGCUCCUGAUCAAAGACUGCUUCCUGGAUGGAAGGAACUGCUGCUGAUAGCUGUGCACUAGCUCCAACUGAUGUACCUACCAACUCAAAGUUGAGGCUAAAUUCAUAGACUGUGGCUUUGCACGCGGACCACAAGAUCAUUACUAUACUCUUGGGGGUAUAAAAGAUUUGUUCCUGUGUCUUCUGGCUUAAAUUUUCAUAAUGGACAUGAAAAUGUCCCCUCUGGUACAAGAGGGGAAUUUACUAGAGCAGUUUAUGGUUGAGAGAUGCCGUUUGUUGGAAUAAAGGCACAAAAAUCCGUUUUACACA